AUGUACAUUUUUAUUGCUGUGUUGUUAUUUAACUGUGUUCUUUACACUAGCACCGUUUACCCAAAACUCCUGAUUGACUUUUUGUCCGAAAAACAAAUCAUAUCAUAUUCAGCCUGCCUCUUCCAGUUCUUUAUGUUUUAUUCUCUAGGUACAAUAGAAUUUUUACUGUUGGCAGCCAUGGCUUUUGAUAGAUAGGUGUCUAUAUGUAAACCUCUGAGAUAUUCCACCAUCAUGACAAAAACUAUAAUUAUGUUUUUGAUUCUGGCCUGGAUUAUACCUGCUUGUCACAUUACAGUUACAGCAACUAUGAGUGCCAAUGCUGAAAUAUGUCACUUAAAUUUGAAAGGAAUCUUUUGUAAUAAUUCUAUUUUUACACUUCAGUGUUUGCAACCAAGAGCACUAACUAUAUUUGGGCUUGUGUCUUUGCUAGAUCUUGUGAUUCUGCCAGCUGUCUUCACAGUUUUUACAUAUACAAAGAUAUUUAUAGUAUCAUAUCACAACAGUAAAACCUUCAGAAGAAAGGACACCGAGACCAGUAUACCCCACCUUUUAGUUUUAUCAUUUUCUCCUAUUUGACUUCUUACAGUGUAAAUAUAGCUCGUGUAGAGUCCAGUUUUCCCCAAAUUGUUCGCUUUUCAAAUCAAAUCAAAUCACUUUUAUUGUCACGUCACAUGUGCAGGUACACUGGUACAGUACAUGCGAGUGAAAUUCUUGUGUGCGAGCUUCACAGCAACAGAGUUGGGCAAAAA
Nothobranchius furzeri (turquoise killifish) is the source of this 749-nucleotide messenger RNA. Its product is annotated as olfactory receptor 11H2-like. Gene Ontology annotation, cellular component: membrane. Gene Ontology annotation, molecular function: olfactory receptor activity; odorant binding. The record is from RefSeq and is a predicted model, not a curated record. Gene Ontology annotation, biological process: G protein-coupled receptor signaling pathway; detection of chemical stimulus involved in sensory perception of smell. NCBI's taxonomy places the organism in Eukaryota, Metazoa, Chordata, Actinopteri, Cyprinodontiformes, Nothobranchiidae.